ACCUCUUUGUGUGGUGUCUUCAUUCAGUCAGAUUGCUUUAGUUAACAUACGGGUUCUGCAGUAAACACGUGUCGUCGCUCAGCUGCUCACACUGGGGACAAAAGAGGCAGAAAAAUGGGUCAGAGUCGUGAUGAAGCCGUGAGCAUUGCUUUGGAUCGACUCACUAACGCAGAUUAACGCAGUCCGUUUAAACGCGCGCUCAUUUGCCGGGUGCGUGUGUGUGGGUUUUUUUUAUCUGUUUGGUGUUGCCUCAUAGCUCGGCGCGUUGUGUUUCCUCUCUCGGUCUUUUGUGUGCACAACGGGAAGCCCUAGGUUUGUUUUUUUGAUCCGAUAACGUAAAAAACAACAGAAUCAGUAUUUAAUACGUGGUGUUUGCAUCGUGUGAGAGCUCUCAGUGUGAUGCAGUGCCUGAAGACACCAUUUUAGACCACAGUCCUUGUGAGCAUCUUUAAGGAGCUCCAUGAAGACCUGAUGUUUAAGUAGGAUUUUCAGGUCGCAUGAAAUCUGCCUGCCUAGGAUGCCUGAGAUCAUUUUCUGGAUGACGAUGUUGACUGUUUCAUCCCCCUGGGAGCUAAUUUGGUGAUUUCAGUGAAGAAAAAGGAGCAAAGUCCUACUGAGAUAGAUGACUGCACAUGAACUGCGGACCCAAAGGACUUGAGACCGUCUAAUGGCAUUGUACAUACACAUACAAGGAACUGCAGGUUUUAAUCCUUUCCCAUCAGGACUCUGAGAAGCCUGUGGAUCUCCUGAGCUCUGAAAGCCAUGUUCCCAGCCCAUCAACACUCCUUCGGGGCAGCUAAGCUGCUUCUUGGGGCUCUGAUCUUUCUCCAGGCUUGCAGUUGCGCUUUGAGCUCCAGUGGUGAGACAUGUUACUCCAGACAGCAUCGAGAUACCAUUGUGAAUGUGCGCAAGGCUCUGGAUCAUCAAAAGACCGUAAUGGAUGUCAGGAAGAAAGAGGCAGAAAGAGACUGCAUCCUGGCCUGUUGCUCAAAGGAGCUGAAACCAGGUAUAAAGUGCAACAUGGUGGUGUAUAAGCCAUCAAGCCAAGAUGGUAUUGAGAACUGCUACCUGUUUCAUUGUGAAACUGAGCAGGACUGCCCUCUGAUGUCAGCCAUGCCUGGGACUAACACUUAUGAUAUAUUCAAAGGUUUGACACACCCUUCUGCAAAAGGAAAGGAGAAAGUACCCACAAUGCCCAUUACGAUAACAAAACAACCUACUACUACUCAAGCUACAUCAACAACCACAACACCAACAACCACAACCCGGCCCACCACUACAACAAGUACCACACAGUCCUCUACAACCACAGCUCCUACUACAGCAACCACCUCCACCACAGCGCCCACAGAACUGUCAAUUAUCCUCCUUACGAUGCCUGUUGAAAUCACACCAACCACUACAUCAACUACAACAACAACAACAACACAAUCAACAACUACAACCACAAAGGUACCUUCCACACCGAGCACCACAACAACUACACAUCCAGUCCAACCACCACAGCCACCCCCAAAUCCAAUCAGACCUUCCAAAAAGCAGAUCAGGCCACCAAAAAAGCCAGAGCCCCAUGGGAAACCCAGUGCUAAAGUAGUUGAGAUUCCAACCUUACAAAAACAAGCCAUACAGAAAACUAUGAUACCUACUACUGCUACGCCAAGUACAACUACUACUACAUCUACAACCACUACAACUACUACAACUACAACCACUACAACUACUACUCCUGCUACAACCACAACUACUACUCCCUCUACAACCACAACUACUACUCCUUCUACAACCACAACUACUACUCCUUCUACAACCACAACUACUACUCCCACUACGACUACAACUACUACUCCCACUACAACUACUACAUCCACUACAACUACAUCCACAACUACUACUGAAAGGACAACGAUAGUCGUCGUAGAAAUGGAGAAUGAUCUGAAAAAUGGAGAUUCAGGCCCUGACCCUCCAGCAGUAGGUUCUGCUUCAGAUAAGGCUAAGGAGUCACAUUUGAUGUGGAAGAAUAGUCUGGCUUUGCUGGUUGUGCUCACACUCAUCAUUCUAAUGUUUGUCGUGGUCGUCAUGGGCCGCAGAGCCAUGGAAUCCUUUGACAGGAGACACUACACAAGACUGGAACUCAACGACCUUCACUAUGAGAUCUAACGCUCAACCAAAUCCUUGAUGAUCAAAGAGACAAUCCCAUUCAAUUUUGAAAUUUAUUUUUUUCCCUGUCAGCUCACUAAAACAAAAUAUUUUGAUAUGUACGACAUUUUGGGUUGAGAAAAGUCACAUGUUCCCCACUCAUAAGAUGUUGUAACUGCUGGAGGGAUGUAACAAGAUGGAGACUGAGAAAGAGUUUAGGGUUGUGGGGAAUGAAAAGCAAUACAAAGACCUCAGGAAGCUUAAAAAUUUAGGACUAGAAUACUGUUGGACAUUCUUUGCUAUGGUAAUGCAUUAGUCAUUAACAUUUCCUCUGUGUAAGACCAGUCAAUCAAUAAUUAAGCUGAUAUAAGAACAGCUGCAUAAUCAAGUCACUCCUUUCUGAGGCUUCAUUUGUUCACUCACUUUGGCCUGUUCGCGUAUGACUUGAUUUAGGUAUGAAGUUAAACCAUGCCACUAGCAAACCAGUACUCCACUACUUUAACCAAGUCAAAAACAGUACUCAGUUGCAUAUCAGAUUAAACAUAUUUGUUGUUUUUGGUUAUUGAGUGAUUAAUGCCUUUACUGCAGGGUGUUAAUAAAGGAAUAAAAGACAGGAUAUACUGAAAAAGAUGGUUCUGUUCUUCAGACUUUCACAAGCACCUUUAUAUGGCCAUAUCUAUUCAGGACUUCCUUACCGAAAAACAACAGCUUUUCAAACUGUACUUACUUGCUGUACAUUGAAUCUUUGUGAUUUUAUUUUCCACUAUGUUGUACUGUGUAUUUACAUUUAUUACACCGAUCCAUAGGAAAGUCUGUCAUGCACUGUUCACAUUGUGCCGCACUUCUGUUUUGUGUCUAAACAAAUACUACUUCUUGGUGGUAAAUUACAUUGGAUGUGCACUAUUUUCACAUGAAUACUUUCAUAACGAGCAGGCGUGUGAAGGUGUGUGCAGACGUGUGUGAGGUGGUCUACUCUAGUUAACUGUAACACUUGCUAAGAGCAUGCAUGGAAAAUGUCAUUUGCAAUAUUCGCUGUGUUCCAGUAUGGUUUUUAACAUGCCUUUGUCGACUUCCACUUAUUAUUUGGGAGUGUGUAUCAACUAAUUCAUACAGCUUGCAGCACUAGACAGUGGCUGUUUAACUAAAGCAUAAAGCUAAUAUUAUACUUUUAAAAUACUAAUACUUAUUAAAAACUACUCCAUCCAUUUAAAGGAAUUUGCAAAGCCAGCUGGACGAGUUCUGCUACUGUAACUUAUAGAUAUUGACACAACUCCUACAGGGCCCAAACUCAGCUAACAGACUUCAGCUAAUGAAGUACUACAGUGGGCCUUAUGAUGGCGACUUGGAUGAAGAAGGGAAGUCAAACCAGGGCUUGUUACAAACUGUUUUAAAACGCACCUGGCAUAUAUCGAAACAUCGAAUUAGCUGUAAUUGCAAUUUUUGACCAGAGGUGGUAGCAGUCACUCAGUUGAACCUGCAGCCGCCUUCCUGCUCCUGUGCUCCAUUUUAAGGAACUCGGUUAAGUUGCACAGAUAUUUUCAUGUUUUUCUUGAAUUGCUUUUUGUAUUUUAAUAUCACUGUAUAUAUAAGAUGGUGAUGGUUUGGUCUUGUUUUUGUGAGUGGUUGCUUUUAACAAUUCCAAUUUAUUGUAGGCUACUAUUUUCUCUGGCAAAAAUAAAACAUUAAUUCUUUGAA
Messenger RNA from Pangasianodon hypophthalmus (striped catfish), 3831 nucleotides. It is a transcript of the gene mansc1, whose product is annotated as MANSC domain containing 1. The record is from RefSeq and is a predicted model, not a curated record. The coding region runs from base 763 to 2157 and encodes 464 amino acids. The transcript has 5 exons. NCBI's taxonomy places the organism in Eukaryota, Metazoa, Chordata, Actinopteri, Siluriformes, Pangasiidae.